AUGAAUGCCAUGAAAAAUCCUCUUCUCUUGCUAUGUUUCUCCCUGGUCUUGUCUUUUUCACUUACAUCUUCAGUUCGUCUCACUUUGCGUGAAGGCUCCUCCCUUUCAGUUGAUAAACCUGAUGACACUUUGACGUCGGAAGAUGGUGCUUUUACCGCGGGCUUUUAUCCUGUCGGAGAAAAUGCUUAUUGCUUUGCCAUUUGGUUCACCAAACCAUCUUGUAGUAUCCAUAACUGCACCGUAGUUUGGAUGGCAAACCGCGACCAGCCCGUCAACGGAAGAUCUUCAAAGCUUUCUUUAAGAAAGAAUGGUGACCUUGUACUGGUUGAAGCUGAUCGUACCGUUGUUUGGGCCACAAGCACCGGUUCAUCCUCCGGGUCAUCAAUGAAGUUGCUGCAACUCCUUGACACUGGCAAUCUUGUCCUUCGUGACAAACAGCACGACAUUUCAUGGCAAAGCUUUGACUCGCCGACCAACACGCUUCUUCCACUACAAAAGCUCACUGGGAACACCCCGCUCGUUUCCUCUCGAAGUAAGAACAACUUUUCUUCUGGCUAUUACAGGCUUUAUUUCGACAAUGAUAACCUUCUUCGUCUUCUUUUUGAUGGCCCUAAGGUUACCAGUGUCUAUUGGCCAGAUCCAUGGCUUAGUAGUUUGGACACAGGAAGAGCACCUUAUAAUGAUAGUAGAGUUGCAAUGCUUGAUCCUUACGGGAAUUUCACUUCAUCUGAUAAUUUGAAAUUCUUAACAUCCGAUUACGGUGCAAAAGUUCAGAGAAGAUUAACGGUCGAUUAUGAUGGUAAUGUUCGAGUUUAUAGUCGGUCCGAAGGAGAGGAGUGGUUAGUUUCAUGGCAAGCCAAAUCUGACCCAUGCACAAUUCAUGGCAUUUGUGGAAAUAAUAGCAUGUGUACAUACCACCCUAGAGAGGGAAGAAGUUGCAUUUGUGCUCCCGGAUAUGAAAGGGAAAACCUUUUCGAUUGGACUCGAGGAUGCAAGGCUAAAUUCAACAGCUUCUGUGACAGCAAAGUCGAAACCGAAUUAGUCGAGUUACCACAUGCCGAUUUUUAUGGGUAUGACAUAGGCUACUUUCCAAGUUAUACUCUCGAAAUGUGCAAGAAAUUAUGCUUGGAUUUGUGCAAUUGCUUGGGUAUCCAAUUUAAAGACUAUAAAUGUUUCCCCAAGUUGCUUCUGUUGAAUGGUCACUAUUCACCCGGUGUUGCUGGGGGCAUCCACUUCAAGCUCCCAAAAUCCAAUCUCUCCUCUUAUAAAAUACCGAGGAUAGAGUACGCUGCUUUGCAAUGUCCGGCAAACGAAAUUUUGCUACCAAGGACUUACGUAAAACGAAAAGAGAGUUUGGCAAUCAAGAUUUUGCUCAUUUUCGUUGGGGCUAUAGCUGGAAUGGAGGCCAUAGUUGUACUCAUGGUUUGGUGCUUCUUAUAUGCAACCCGCCGAGAGAAAGGUGGAGCUCACAUUGAUGGAUACCACGCUGGGCCAACUGGGUUCAGACGGUUCACGUAUGAUGAGCUAAAGAAGGCAACACGGAAUUUCAGUGAAGAAAUUGGAAGAGGAAAUGGAGGAAACGUAUACAAGGCUGUGUUGUCAGAUUGCAGGGUUGCAGCGGUCAAGCGGCUCCAUGAGGCUAACCAAGGUGAGAAUGAGUUUCUGGCGGAGGUUAGCACCAUAGGAAAUCUUAACCACAUGAACUUGAUUGACAUGUGGGGGUACUGCAUAGAAGGAAAGCACCGGCUUUUGAUCUACGAAUUCAUGGAACAUGGUUCCCUAGCGGAAAAUUUGUCUUCUCCGACUGAACUCGAUUGGUCCAAGAGGUUCGAAAUUGCGGUAGGGUCGGCUAGGGGACUCGCUUAUCUUCACGAAGAGUGCUUGGAAUGGGUUCUUCAUUGUGAUGUGAAGCCACAAAACAUUCUUCUUGAUUCCGUGUACCAACCGAAGGUGGCGGAUUUUGGACUGUCGAAGAUACUCAAGAGGGAGGGCCUGAAGAAUUCAAGCUUCUCAAGAAUCCGAGGAACUAGAGGUUACAUGGCUCCUGAAUGGGUUUACAAUAUGCCAAUCACCUCCAAAGUAGACGUCUACAGUUAUGGAAUUGUUCUGUUGGAGCUGGUGACUGGUUGGAGUCCAACAGGAGGGCUUGCAAAUACUGAGAGUGGCGAUGAGAAUGGGAGCAAAAGGUUGACUUCUUGGGUGAGAGAGAGGAAGAGAACAGGAGUCCCCAUGGAAACAUGGAUAAAGGAAAUUGUGGAUCCAAGGCUGACAGGGGAAUACGACAUUAGGAAGAUUGAAGUUUUGGUUGCAGUGGCUCUUCAGUGUGUGGAGGAAGACAGAGAUGCAAGACCCACCAUGAACCAGGUGGUGGAGAAGCUUUUGCGCUCCGGCGAUGAAGAUGAAGAUGAAACAAUCCUAGUAUAGG
Messenger RNA from Syzygium oleosum, 2425 nucleotides. RefSeq names its product putative receptor protein kinase ZmPK1. The transcript has a single exon. Gene Ontology annotation, molecular function: protein serine/threonine kinase activity; ATP binding. Gene Ontology annotation, biological process: protein phosphorylation; recognition of pollen. Bases 1 to 2424 code for a protein of 807 amino acids. The record is from RefSeq and is a predicted model, not a curated record. NCBI's taxonomy places the organism in Eukaryota, Viridiplantae, Streptophyta, Magnoliopsida, Myrtales, Myrtaceae.